UCUCAUUUGACCUUUGGAUUUCUCUGUGCAGUUGGUGAAAGACUGAAAUUCUUGCAAUUUUUCUCAAUUGAGUUAGCAAUUGUUUCUAGAUAACGUUUUUCAACAUGUACGGGAAUAUAUCAAAUUCAAACAUCAUCGUCCUCAUAUGCUUUUGCACUUGGUGGUCGACUUGUAUUGUGAAAAGUUUAGGUGCCGGCGAGCAGUGCAUUGAAGGUGUUUAUCACAAGUCAAGACCUACACCAGAAACAGCCGAAUAUGAAUUUUGUAAACCUUGGAAGAAUCUGACUUGUUGUACCACACAACUUGACAACGAAGUUGCAAAAAACGACGCACCAUUAAAGUAUAACGACACUUGGCACUUGUGUGGAAAUCUUUCAGCAAAUUGCUUGCAAUUUUGGAAACAGCAGGAAUGUUUUUACCAAUGUUCUCCUUACGUGUACAUGUGGAAAAACCCAUUGUAUAAAGGAGCUAUUAAAGAUGUUCCCAUUUGUGCAGAAGAUUGCGAUGCUUGGUAUAAUGCUUGUAGAGAUGAUUUAAUCUGUGUAGAGAAUGUCCUGGAGGAUUACAACAAAACAGUCAAUUAUCGUAAAGCAUGUCCCAAUACACCAGGUUGUAUAAAGUACUCACAGAUGUACGGCAGUGGUAAAAACCUGUGUACCAAAAUGUGGGGCGAUUCAUAUAAAUAUGUCCAAAAAAAUGGUGACAAUUGUAUGAAGUUUUGGUUCGAUCGAAAUUCACCAAAUCCUAAUGCAAAGGUGGAUAGCUCUUCUAUGAAAAGUGCUCCUGAAAAUUUCCUGAUGCUGAUAGUCGUAAGCAUCAUCUACAAUGUCGUAAAGUUCUAAUUUUUUAACUUUCAUAAAGCCAGUAAUGUAGAUAGCAUUGAUUCAGUUCAAACUCCUUUUACACUUUCGAGACAAUUUUGUAUUAAAUGGAUGCUUGCUGUAGUUCUUUAAAUGAAGUAAAUAUAAUAACUUACCACGAUUACAACUAAACUAAAUAUGAUAAGACUGAAAAAUUGAUGCAGAUGAUCACAAGGAAAACGUAGUAGACAUAAUUCUAGCAUGGUUCACACAUCCAAAUAAAAAAUCAAUGCUACUGUUUUAUAUUGUAUUGUUUUUACUUCGCAGGAUAAUUUUCAUUCAACUGUAUAAGUAAUUUUCUAAAGAGAUGUAGAAAUUGAGUACCACAAUAAAUAUUUACUAGCAA
Molecule: messenger RNA, 1206 nt
Organism: Xenia sp. Carnegie-2017
Lineage: Eukaryota; Metazoa; Cnidaria; Anthozoa; Malacalcyonacea; Xeniidae
Product: riboflavin-binding protein-like
Exons: 3
Coding region: 105-842 (245 amino acids)
Cellular component (GO): external side of plasma membrane
Molecular function (GO): riboflavin binding; riboflavin transmembrane transporter activity; signaling receptor activity
Source: RefSeq, a predicted model, not a curated record